This is a messenger RNA of Knipowitschia caucasica, 1527 nucleotides long. NCBI's taxonomy places the organism in Eukaryota, Metazoa, Chordata, Actinopteri, Gobiiformes, Gobiidae. The record is from the annotation of a GenBank genome assembly.
AUGGCGUCUACCCUGUCUAGCCUUGUUGUGCUGGCUAUAAUUAUCGUGUGUAUUCCAUGUACACAUGCUGGGUACGAAGACUGUGAAGCGUAUUCAGACAUGUCCGGACAGUAUCACAGCAAAGUAAAGUGCUACACUGGCUUCUGCUGUGGCACCUGCUUUAACAGAUACUGCUGUUCGGACUCUUUCUGGAGGCUGACGGAGAAGAAACAAGAAGAUUGUGAUGUCCAUGACUUCCAGCCUCUCGCUCCCAUGGUGGUCGGCAUCGUAGUCUUUAUCAUCAUCGCUCUGAUCUUCAUCCUCUGCUGUGUCUGCCCCUGCUGCUGUCUGUACAAGAGCUGCCGGAGACCACGACCUGUUGUUGCCACCACAGUCGUCACGUCCACACACCACUCGUACCCUCAGCAGCCUCAGGCCUCACAGCCGUACCAGGGCCAGUACACGCCCUACCAGCCUGUGCCCGUGCAGCCGGGGUACGGGGCCCAGCCGGGGCCUGGGUAUGUGGCCCAGCCGGGGCCUGGGUAUGUGGCCCAGCCGGGGCCUGGGUAUGUGGCCCAGCCGGGGGCCUACCAGGCAGCGCCCUUCGUGCCAGGACCUCCUCCAACAUAUCAGGAAGCAACUGGUCCUUACCCUGUCGCCCCGAUGCCUUACAGCCAAGCAGCCUUCUCUCCGGGUCAGCCCUCGUACCCUCUUCAGCCCCCUGGUCCCUCCCCAGCUCAUCCCCCGGCUCAUCCUCAGCCCCCCCUUCAGCCCAACGCUCCUCAGAUGGACUUCUUGUCGCAGCCGGCGUUCAACCCCGACUACGUUUCCAACAAGAUGACAAGCUCCAACAGAGGCGCUGAGGAGCAGUUGGACCAAACAGAGAAACUGACCAAAAGAAAUGUGCAGAUGAGCCUCACUACGGAACUCAGCCCCUCUGAAUACGAGGACAAGAUAAGACCAGAGCCAUGUCUGCUGAGAGCCGCCGGAACUAGGACAAGCUCCAACAGAGGCGCUGAGGAGCAGUUGGACCAAACAGAGAAACUGACCAAAAGAAAUGUGCAGAUGAGCCUCACUACGGAACUCAGCCCCUCUGAAUACGAGGACAAGUUAACGUGGUCCCGAGAACAAAGACCAAAGCAGGUGAGGGAUGCAGACACCAUGACAGAGUUCAUCUGGGUGACCGGGGGGCUGUGUGUCUCCAUCUUCCAGAUCGUUCUGUAUGUAUCUCUGUGCUGCUGGUGUCGCAAACGCUGUCGCAAGAGACGGCGUCCUCAAGAUGUGGUGAAUGUCAUUUACGUCCCGGCUCCAGCAGCGCCUCCGGCUGAAUAUCAGCUACCAAACUACUAUCCAGCAGCGAUAUUGCCUCCAAACGGCUUCCUGUCCGUCCCCUCUGCACCUCCGCCUUCGUACCAGGAAGCAACUUCCUCUGGACUUGGUCAGGAACUUCCACAAGGAGCGCCAUCCUACCUCAGUCCUCCCCCGGACCAGAGCUCCCUGCAGCCCUAUAACCCGGACUACUGUCUUCCCAGAUAUGACUUCAAAUAA